Molecule: messenger RNA, 1317 nt
Organism: Stegodyphus dumicola
Lineage: Eukaryota; Metazoa; Arthropoda; Arachnida; Araneae; Eresidae
Product: piggyBac transposable element-derived protein 4-like
Source: RefSeq, a predicted model, not a curated record
UGAAAAACUACUCAGCACAGACCCUAUUCUCAAUGUUCAAUCAGUAGCAAGAAUAAUAAUCGCAAAGAGGUUCAAAAAAGUAACUGAGAUUUUACAAAAAUCGAAAACGAUAACAGCACAAAUCUAUGUGGGCAACUUGGGCAUGAUAAACUCGAUAAAGUCAGACCAAUCCUCUCACAGCUCAAUGAUUCCAUACCUAAAGUCUACGAACCUUCGUCAACAUUAUGAAUAGAUCAAUGUAUGAUAGCUUUCAAAGGGAGAACUUCAUUGAAGCAGUAUAUGCCAAUGAAGCCUAUAAAAAGAUGUUACAAGGUGUGGUGUUUAGCAGACUCUAAGACUGGAUAUAUUCAAAAAUUUGAAAUUUAUUGUGGAAAAGAAACUUCUGAUAGUAAGGGUAAAAUAUUGAGCUUAGGGGAAACAAACUAAACUAACGGAAGAUGUGAAACAGACAGGUCAUCUUAUAGCCUAUGAUAACUAUUUGACAUCUUUUAGGCUCGGAAAAAGUCUACUUAUAAUUGGUCUGUUUUCUGUGGGGACUGUGAGGCCGCAAAGGAAGGAUCUUCUACCAAUGCUGAAGGCUAAUAACAAACUGCAAAGAGGGGAAUCAGUGUUUCUAACUAAAGAAGGUGUUGCUGCAAUAAAAUGGAUGGACAAAAAGGCUGUUACAUUGUUGACUACUACACACAAUUCCGCGAUUAUUACAUCUAUAAAUCGUACACAGAAGUAUGGUACUAAAACAGAAGUACCUUGCCCUACAGCUGUUGCAGUAUAUAACGAUAUCAUGGGAGGGGUUGAUUGCUUCGAUCAAAGAAAAGAAAGAUACCAAAUAGGAAGAAGAUCUGUAGAAUGGUGGCAUCGUAUUUUUGAUUUUCUUAUUGAUCUUAUCAUCGCAAAUAGUUUUAUACUGUGGCAAGUAAACAAGAGAAACAGAAGUUUAGACCAGCCAACAUUCCGUAUAGCAUUAGCUAGUCAACUAAUAGACGGAUAUUCCUCGAAAAAGGAAAGGCCGUCCUGCUAGCUUCCAAGCAAAAAGGUGUGCAGUUCCGGAUGAUAUACGCUUAGUCAAUGUGGGAACUCAUAUGCCAAAGAUGGUUUCCAACUAUAGACGAUGUAAGAAAUGUAGCACAAAGGCCCAAGAAAAGAGGACCCGCUAUAUGUGUGCAGUAUGUGAUGCACCCUUGUGCAUUCAACAUGUUUCUCAUUUUUUUACGGCAAAUAAUCACCUUUAAAUUGAAUUUGUUCUAUGACCAUAAAAGGUCCCGUGGGAAGUAUACUUCCCACCCCUAGAAUUUAAAUGUAAACAAAAAAUUUGGCAAA